Molecule: messenger RNA, 23321 nt
Organism: Loxodonta africana (African savanna elephant)
Lineage: Eukaryota; Metazoa; Chordata; Mammalia; Proboscidea; Elephantidae
Product: protein FAM170B-like
Exons: 2
Coding region: 7760-8821 (353 amino acids)
Biological process (GO): fertilization
Cellular component (GO): acrosomal vesicle
Source: RefSeq, a predicted model, not a curated record
UUCUGGGGAAGACUUUGGAUGAGCAUAAGUGUUUGAUUAUUAGGAGUUAUCUCAUUUUUCUUUGGGUGCUUGUACAUUGUUAGUAAUGUUUUUUGUACUGUUUAUGCUAUGUAUUAGGGCUCCUAGUGUUGUCCCUGUUUUUUCUUCCAUGAUUUUUAUCAUUUUAGAUUUCAUAUUUAGGUCUUUGAUCCAUUUCAGUUAGUUUUUGUGCAUGGUGUGAGGUAUGGAUCUUGUUUCAUUUUUUUGUGGAGGGAUAUCCAGUUAUGCCAGCACCAUUUGUUAAAGAGGCUGUCUUUCCCCCGUUUAACUGACUUUGAGCCUUUAUCAAAUAUCAGCUAAUAAGUGAAUGGAUUUAUGUCUGGAUUCUCAAUUCUGUUCCAUUGGUCUAUGUGUCUGCUGCUGUACCGGUACCAGGCUGUUUUGACUACUAUGGUGGUAUAAUAAGUUCUAAAAUCAGGUAGUGUGAUGCUUCCCACUUUGUUCUUCUUUUUCAGUAAUGCUUCAUUUAUCUGGGGCCUCUUUCCCUUCCAUAUGAAGUUGGUGAUUUGUUUCUCCAUCACAUUAAAAAAUGUCCUUGGAAUUUGGAUUGGAAUUGCAGCAUAUCUAUAGAUCGCUUUCAGUAGAAGAGACAUUUUUACAAUGUUCAGUGUUCCUAUCUAUGAUCAAGGUAUGUUUGUCCACUUACGUAAGUCUCUUUUGAUUUCUUUUAGUAGUGUCUUGUAGUUUUGUUUGUAUAGGUCUUUUAUGUCUCUGGUUACAAUAUUAUUCCUAGUAUUUUAUCUUCUUGGGGGCUACUGUAAAUGGCAUUGAUUUGGUGAUUUCUCUCUUUGAUGUUCUUUUUGUUGGUGUAGAGGAAUCCAACUGAUUUUUGUAUGUUUAUCUUGUAUCCUGAUAUUCUGCUGAACUCUUCUAUUAGUUUCAGUAGUUUUCUUGAGGAUUCUUUUGGGUUUUCUCUGUAUAAGAUCAAGUCAUCUGCAAAUAGAAAUACUUUUAUUUCUUCUUUACCAAUCUGGAUGCCCUUUAUUUCUUUAUCUGGCCCAAUUGCUCUGGCUAGGAGCUCCAGCACACUGUUGAAUAAGAGUCGUGAUAAAGGGCAUCCUUGUCUGGUUCCCCAUCUCAAGGGAGUGCUUUCAGAGUCUCUCCAUUUAGGGUGAUGUUGGCUGUUGGCUUUAUAUAAAUGCCCUUUAUUGUGUUGAGGAAUUUUCCUUCUAUUCCUAUUUUCUGAGAGUUUUUAUCAUGAAUGGGUGUUGGACUUUGUCAAAUGCCUUUUCUGCAUCAAUUGAUAAGAUCAUGUGGUUCUUGUCCUUUGUUUUACCUAUAUGGUGGAUUACUUCGAUUGUUCUUCUAAUGUUGAACCAUCCCUGCAUACCUAGUAUGAAUCCCAUGUGGUCAUGGUGAAUUAUUUUUUUGAUAUGUUAUUGAAUUCUAUUGGGUAGAAUUUUGUGGAGGUUUUUUGCAUCUAAGUUCAUGAGGAAUAUAGGUCUGUAAUUUUGUGUGUGUGUGUGUGGUGUCUUUACCUGGUUUUGGUAUCAGGGAUAUGCUGGCUUCAUAGAAUGAGUUUGGGAGUAUUCCAUCUUUUUCAAUGCUCUAAAAUACCUUUACUAGUAGUACUGUUAACUCUUCCCUGAAAGUUUGGUAGAACUCACCGGGGAAGCUGUCAGGGCCAGGGCUUUGUUGUUGUUGUUGUUGGGAGAUUUUUAAUUUUUUUAAUUACCUUUUUCAACCUCUCCUUCUGUUAUGGGUUUAUUUAAUUGUUCUACCUCUGUUUCUGUUAGUUUAGGUAGGCAAUGUGUUUCUAGAAAUUCAUCCAUUUCUUCUAGGUUUUCAAAGCUGUUAGAGUAUGAUUUUUCAUACUAAUCUGAUAUGAUUCUUUUAAUUUCAGUUGGGUCUGUUGUGAUGUUGGGUAAUUUGCUUCUUCUCCUUUUUUUCUUCUGUCAGUUUGGCCAAUGUUUUAGCAAUUUUGUUAAUUUUUUCAAAGAACCAGCUUUUGGUCUUGUUAACUCUUUCAACUUUUUUUUCUGUUCUCUAUUUCAUUUAAUUCUGCUCUACUUUUUAUUAUUUAAUUUCUUCUGAUGACUGAGGGUUUCUUUUGUUGCUCUCUUUUUAUUUGUUCAAGUUGUAGGGAUAAUUCUUUGAUUUUGGCCCUUUCUCCUUUUUGAAUGUGUGCAUGUAUUGCUAUAAAUUGACCUCUGAGCAUGCUUUACCUGUGUCUCAAAGGUUCUGGUAGGAAGUGUUUUCAUUCUCAUUGGAUACUGUGAAUUUCUUUAUUCCAUCCUUAAUUUCUUCUAUAACCCAGUCGUUUUUAAGCAAGGUAUGCUCAGGUUCUGAGUGGUUGAUUUCAUUUCCCUGCUUUUUUUUUUUUGUUUUUGAUUUCUACUUUUAUAGCUUCCUGGUCAGAGAAGAUGCUUUGCAAUAUUUUGAUGUAUUGGACUCUGUUAAGGUGUGCUUCAUGGCCUAAUAUGUGGUCUCUCCCAGAGAAUGUUCCAUAUGCAUUGGAAAAGAAAGUAUACUUGGCUGCUGUUGGGUGGAGUGUUCUGUAUAUGUAUGUGAAGUCAAGUUGGUUGAUUGUGGCAUUUAGAUUUUCCAUGUCUUUACUGAGCUUCUUUCUGAAUGUUCUGUUCUUCACCAAAGUGGUAUGUCGAAGUCAGCUAAUAUUAUUGUGGAGCUGUGUAUCUCACUUUACAAUGCUGUUAGAGUUUGUUUUAUGUAUCUUGAAGCCCUGUCAUUGGGUGUGUAUAUAUUUAAUAUGGUGAUAUCCUCCUGGUAUGUUGUCUGUUUAAUCAUUAUAUAGUGUCCUUCCUUAUCCUUUUUGGUGAAUUUAACUUUAAAGUCUAUUUUGUCAGAAAUUGAUAUUGCCAUUCUUGCUCUUUUUUGAUUGUUGUUUGCUUGAUAUAUAUUUUUGCCAUCCUUUGGUUUUAGUUUGUUUGUGUCUUUAAGGAGUGUCUCUUGUAGGCAGCAUAUAGAUGGAUCGUGUUUUUUAAUCCAUUCUUUCACUCUCUGUCUCUAUUGGUGCAUUUAGUCCAUUUACAUUCAGUGUAAUUAUGGUAGUUAUGAGUUUUCUGCCAUCAUUUUGAUAUCUUUUUUUGUAUGUUGUCGAGUUUCUUUUUUCUGCUUAAUUUUUUGUACUGAGUAGUUAUUCUUUGUAUAUUGUCUUUUCCUCUUAUUCAUUGUUGAUUUUUUUUUUUUCCCGAGUUGUUAUGUUUUUCUUGUAUUUUAUUUCGAUGUGUAGGAUUGUUAGUCUCCUUUUUGGUUACCUUAAUAUUUGCCAUUAUUUUUCUAAGUUUAAACCUAACUUUUACAUCUUUCUAUCCCCUUGACUAUCUCUGUGUGUGAAAGAUCUAUGACUACAUUUUUCACUCCCUCUUUAUUAUUUUAGUAUUGUCAUCCUUUACAUAAUAACAUCACUGUUUCCCUGUUCUGAGCAUUUUUUUAUCUUGAUUUAUUUUUGUAAUUUCCCUGCCUGGGUUGAUAUCUGGUUGCUCUGUCCUGCAUUCUAAUCUUGGGUUGAUAUCUGAUAUUGUUGAUUUUCUAUCAGAAAACCCUCUUUAGUACUUCUUGUAGGUUUUUUUUUUUUUUUAACAAAUUCCUUAAUCUUCUGUUUAUCUGGAAAUGUCCUAAUUUCACCUUCAUAUUUGAGAGACGGUUUUGCUGGAUAUAAUAUGAUGCUGGCUGGCAAUUUUUUUCCUUCAUCACUUUAUAUAAGUCAUCCCAUUGCCUUCUUCCCUGCAUGGUUUCUCUCGAGUAGUCUGAGCUUAUUCUUAUUGAGUCUCCUUUGUAGGUGACUUUUCAUUUAUUCCUAGCCACUCUUAAAAUUCUCUCUUUGUCUUUGGUUUUGGCAAGUUUCUUUAUAAUAUGUCUGGGUGACUUUCUUUUGAGAUCUACCUUAUGUGGGGUUCAAUGAGUCAUCUUUCAUGGUAUCAAGGAAGUUUUCUGCCAACAAAUCUUCAACAAUUCUCUCUGUCUUUUCUGUUAUCCCUCCCUAAUCUGAUACUUCAAUCACUCAUAGGUUAUUUCUCUUGAUAGAGCCCCACAUGAUUCUUAGGGUUUCUUCAUGUUUUUUAAAAAUAAUUUUAUCUGAUUUUUCAUCAAAUAUAUUGGUGCCACGUUAUUUAUCUUCAAUCUCACCAAUUCUGCUUUCCAUUUCGUCAAUACUGUUCCUCUGUCUACUGAGUUGUCUAAUUCUGUAAUUUUAUUGUUAAUCUCCUGAAUUCCUGAUUGCUUUCUUUCUAUGGAUUGUUGCAGCCUAUUAAAUUUUUCUUUAUGUUCUUGAGUAAACUUUUUAGUUUCUUCAGCUACUUUAUCUGUGUGUUCUUUGGCUUGUUCUGCAUUUUGCCUGAUCUCCCUGAUCUCUUGAAAGUUCUGUAUAUUAACCUUUUGUAUUCUACAUCUGGUAAUUCCAGGAAAACACCUUCAUCUGGAAGAUUCCUUGAUUCUUUGUUUUGAGAGAUUGUUGAAGUGAUCAUGGUCUGCUUCUUUAUGUGAUUUGAUAUUGACUGCUGUCUCUGAGCCAUCUAUAAGUUAUUUUAUUUUAUUUUUUUACUUUUGCCUACUGUAUCCUAGCUUUUUGCUUUGUUUUGUUUUGAUAUGCCCAAAUAGGCUGCUUGAGUGAGCUUGCUUGAUCAUUUGCAACUUUCAAGAUUUAACAUCCUGUCACCAGAUGGCUCGACCUGUUACCAGGUAUAUGAGCCUAGGAGUCCAUUCACUUUUCUUGUAUAGAUUCAGCUCAGGUGUCUAGGUAGUUGGUCAUCAAUUGUAGGUCCUCACGUCCUAUAGUCUUAUAUGGGGAGGGGUGAUUGUUGUAGACACAGGUAUCUGCUUGCAGCAGGGGGUCACACUCUGAACAAAGACGGUUGCUGAGAACCAUCUCCCAAGUAUCUGUGAGGAAAGUGCACCUCUGUUUCUAUAGUGCACAGGUAGGUGGGUUCUGCAGUCAGACCACAGGCACCCUACGCUUUUGUUUGUAAGGACUGGGAGGCACCUGUUAUCCUUGGACCCCUGUUGUGGGUGUCUAGAUGAUGUGGGUGGAGCCACCAGUCCUCAGGCCCCCAACGUAGGUAGGUGAGGACCCUGUUUAAUAGGCAGAGCAGUGUCAAACAUCAAAAACACACCUCUCCACCAGAAGGUGAAACAGUUGAAGUUGGAUACCCAGCACAUACACCACUGCAGUAACAAGGGCCUAAUCUACCGAAAUGGGCCUACACAGGUCCAUGCAGGGGUGAAAGGUAUUCAAAGUCCAUGGAGCAUUUGUGCCUGGAAAGGAGCUUCUUCUGUCCUGAGCUUCCCAGCUUAGUGGAGCUGGCAGAUUAUCUUUUCCCCCAAUUGUUAAUUUAUUCCUUCUCCAAGGCCAGGAGAAUGGCUCAGGCUGCACAGCAACACCUAUCUCAGGUGCAGGGAGAUCUACAGCUACUGAAGCUGUCUUGGGGGCUGAGCGCACAGUAAAACGAAUGCAAGUACUUAGCUUUUGCCAACAACACUGCUCUUCUCUGGUUCCGGAGUUGUGAGUAGACUGUGAGACUUGCUGUCUCCCCCGGAGGAAACUGCAUCCUGACUGCUACUGCCAGCCCUGCCACUGUCCCUCCAGGGGACUGUGUCCAAGGGGUGCCCAAGAGACAGAAAGGGCUACAUAAAGCAGAGACUCCAUCAGCCUGAGACCAGAAGAACCAGAUGGUGCCUGGCUACCACCAAUGACUGCACUGAAAGGGAACAUAGCAGAGAAUCCCUGAUGAAGCAGGAGGAAAGUGGGAUGCAGACCUCAGAUUCCAGUAAAAAGACCAGACAUAACGGUCUGACUGAGAUGGAGGUACCCCAGAGGUCAUGACCCCCACACUGUCUGUCAAAACUAAAACCAUUCUUGAAACCAACUCUUCAGACAAAGAUUAGACUAUAGGACAUAAAAUGAUACUGGUGAGGAGUGUGAUUCUUAGCUUAAGUAGACACAUGAGACUAUAUGGACAGCUCCUAUCUGGAGUCAAGGUGAGGAGGGAGAGGAGAACAGGAGCUGGUUCAAUGGACACAGGGAACACAGGUGGAGAGAAGGAGUGUGCUGUCACAUUGCAGUGAGAGCAACUAGGGUCACAUAACAAUGUGUACAUAAGUUUUUGUAUGAGAAACUGACGUGGAUUGUAACUUUUCACUUAAAGCACAAUAAAAAAAAAUAAAAGAAAAUCUAGUAUAUACUCACAAACAACUUUUAUGACCUUCGGGAGAUGAUGCUUUUCUUCUAAACUUAUAUCCUAAGAUUUGCUGAAGCAGUGCAUCAGCUCCCGUUGAGGGGCUGUAUUUCUUCCUUGGGUGUUCUGUGCACAAUAAUGCCAAAGCAAACUUUCCUGAAGUCAGGUAUCAUUACCUGGAUCUUCUGCUCAGAAAUCCAUGAUGAAUUAUCAUUGCCAAUUACUAGCUACACAAAGUUAUUUUAAUUCACAUAUAUGUACAUACAUAUAUAUCUUCAGUUUCUCUGCAAUGCAUUCCUUUCUACCCACUCACCCAAUUUCCAAAGUUCUAGUUAACCAGCCCUUUUACUGGAGUGUCUAUAUGACAUGGUCAUUGUAGCUGCCAUGACUCUCCUCAAGCUUUCCGCAAAGAAGAAGUGCAUUCUGUCACUCUGGUUCCCUGAUGCCUAGCUGACACAAAGUAUUGCACAGUGGCACCUUCUCUUACUCAUUUCUCUUUUUUUGAAUUUAAAACUCAAGUUAUAUGGUGAUUAAGUAAUAGAAAUGUUAUAAAUUUAAAAAGAAAAAGUAUUGAGAGUAUAAAGAGAUUAAGAAUGACAGCAUGAGAUGAGACAGUGAAAGAUUUCAGACCCUUCCCGCCUCCCUGUCACAGCUGGCAACCCCCAAUAAUCUUCGGUUUCUAUAUAUUUGCUUAUUUCAUACAAGUAAGAUCAUACAGUAGUUGUCCUUUUAUGACUAACUUUCUUCAAUCAGCAUGAUGUUUUCAAAGCCUAGCAAGAAAGAAUUUUCAAAUUCCAACUAUAGCUAACCUCAGUUUCUGCUAUCAUUCCCAGUUCUCCAUCCUUUCUCCAACUAGUGUACCACCUUUGUCUUUUCUGUUGCUGCCCCAUUCUGCCCUUUGGUAGCUGAGCCCUGCUUCCUGCUCCCUCCUUGGUCUCUGUACCCCUCUAACACACUGCUGGCAGGUUCCGUUUCUGGAUCUUGUCUUUGGAGCUUUCCCUCCAUCCAACACACAUGACCUAGCUCUAUCUCUUUCUGGAUCCUGAAGUCUACAGUCUUUCCCACAUAUUCACAAACAUACACAGACCUUUAGGUUGACAUAGGCAACCCACCCAGACACACCCAGUUAAGGUGGUUGUGUGCUGUCUGUCUGAGGUUUCUGGCAUCAGGUUCUCAGAUACGGAUAUCUCUUUCUGCCUCACGCUGAAGGAGUUCCUCUAAUAAGGACAAGGGCUUCUAUUCCGAGAAAAGCAACUUUAAUCCCCUACUGUAGCUUGGUUAAGAAGGGUACAAGAAAGAGGUAUACACGUAAGAGUCUUAACUAAAUAUACGCAUUCUUCUCUUUAAGUAUAACUUCUCCGUAAAACAGCCUUUCAGUAAAAGAGGUUGAAAAGAGGUGAGCAUUGCUCUCCUUUGAGCGUUUACACCCCAAAUUUACUAAGAAAAUCACCCUCAUAGAAAACUUCUUUCAAUGACGUCACACAUUUAUUAUGAAGUUUCAGGGGAAUGAGGUCAUUUCUAAGUUCCGAAGGAACAAAUUCAUUGGAAUUCAAUAAAUGUGGAAUUAAAGAAAAAUAAUUUCUUAAAAAAUGAACUACCAUAAACAGUGCCACUUUACAAUGGAGACUUUGUCUUCCACAGCAGUGCCCCCAAAGGGUGGUGGGUCUCUGGGGAAGAAGAAAGAAACCAUGGGGUCUGCAGAGGUGGAGGAUAUGGUGAUGGAGAGGCCUCCAGGGGUCCCUAUGACCAAAGCUUUGGGGUCACAGGUGAGGAUAAGGACCCUGAAAGCUCAACUAAAUCUACUAUUCUCAGAGGUCUCUAUCCAAGAGGAAAAUGCCCAAGAAUCAACAACAUCCCAAGCAAAAAGCCCAAGUUCCAGGCCCAGGAAGAUUCCAAAAGCAUCAGAGAGCCCUUUUCCUUCAUCUUCUACCGAGCAGACCUCUCACUCCUCCAGCUACAGGGCUACUUCAGAGAAACAAUGGGUCAGGUGCGCAUAUUUCACCCAGAUGCGCACAGUCAAGGGGGCGGCGGUCGCUUGGCAGACCAAAACCUCCUUUGCCCCCGUGGGCAAGAUGCCCCAGGUCUUUGAGGCUGAGCUCUCUGAGGAGAGCACCAUCGGCUCUGCCCCCAGUCUGGCCAACACUGAGUCCCUGGUCAGCACCCUGGAGCCCUGGCAGGAGGGGCCCCAGACCUGUACUUCGGACCCCACCGACCAAGGGGAGAAGCAUGGGGAGAGCCCCCGCGCAGCCACCCCGGAGUGGCUGGUGACCCGUGAGCGCGGCUUCCGCUGCGUGGCCUGCGGCCGCCUGUUCCAGUCCCGGGAGGCCCUGGUUGCGCACGCGGCGCAUGGUGUGAGCCAGAGCUUCAGCUGCCGGGUCUUCUUUCAAGAGCUGCUGGAGAGGCCGCUGCCAGGCUCAGUCCAGGGGAGGCCCCAACGCUGCCACCUGCUGGCCAGGCGUUACCUGAUGGCCUCCAAGAAGAGGGAGGUGAGGGAGAUGAGAGCAGUCUGCAGGCGCCUGGAGGAGCAGCUGGAGAAGCAGAGAGAAGAAUUGAAGAGGCUGAGGCACCAGCUGGACAGGCUGCAGAGGCAGGCCAGGCCGCAGAAGGUGCAGCACCAAGGCCAGAGGGGGAAGGACCUAAAGACCUGCUAGCACCCUGGGACUAGGAGGAGCAGGGCCUUUGGGCUGGAAACGAGGGCCCUUCAUGAGAGACCUCCAUUCAGGUUCGUUUAACCCAGCUCCCCUGGAAGAUCUUAGCCUCCUUCCCCUGUGACCACCAGCCUUCCACCCUAAGGGCACAAAGACCUCCAGCCCUAAGGAAGAAGCCCCAGAUAGCUGAACACAGACACCAGGUCCCCUCAGAGGCUCCCCUGGCCCAGGAGAGGACAGGACAGGCCUCAUCUUGAUGGUGAGGUCUUGGGACCCCUAAGGAUGAGCACAGAGUAAGUAGGGAAAGGGGAAUGGGAUUUCAGUGGGACUUGGGAGGCUAAGGGGGACCCUGGUGAGGUGUGAUGGUGAAGGGGGUAUCAGUGAGUUCUUUGGAGGAGAAAGAAUCAGAGAGAUGGCAGGGUGUCAGGAAACCUGCCUGCAGGUGAGCAGUGGGCAUAAAGCCCUAAACCAAGGACUCUGGGUCCCUUCCCAGCAGCAUACAGGCAGAGAAAGAGGUAAGGCUUGGCAGGAGGAGAGGAGGGCCCGGUGAAGGAAAAUGAAUUCACCCCAGCCAUGUCUUCUGGUCUCCUAGGGUGAAUUUGGGGUUCUGAUUAGGAUGCAUUGUUGUUGCCUCAUUAGGGGAAUGUAAGUGGGAGGUGGUGUAGAAAAAUCCCCCUGGGUGUUAACCAUUUCUGGAUAAGAGUUGAUCCAGUGCUUACAGGGUAUUUCUUGUAGAGUAUGUCCUCGGGUAAGGGGUAGAGCUUUGGAACUUUUUCUUCUCCUUUAAAUAAAGCUGUACAUUCCAGUUCUUGACACGUCAAUAAAUCUCGUUAAUUCCCCCCCCCCCUCCGUGGUCAAAUCUGUUCUGUCCCGAGGUCAAAGAACUGGAAGAAAAAGGCCAUCUGAGAUGAAAGAAGCAAAAGAGAGGAGAGGGUUCUUAACCUGGGGAGAAGAGCGAGAACACAGUUAUAGAGACCAGAAGAGCUCACUGGUUCCAAGAACAAGAAGAAAUGCACUGGAUCUGAUUAUUACUGUCUGUGGUGUGCUCUCCUUCCAGUGAUUAAAAUCUUUUGUCUGUCAUUAUAGAAAAUUUUCACCUAUUUAAAAUAUCUAACGAAACACAUUAAAAUAUACAUGUAUCUAUGAUGUUUAUCAACUUCCAAAGUUCUGAAAUUGUUUUUUAUUACAUUUUCGAGAUUACAGAUUUGUAUGACAAAAAAGUUAUGUCAGGGUCCCACCCUCGUAUGUAAUUUGCUCCCACUCCCACAAGGUAUCCAAUGUUAAUAGACACAUAUGUGUCCUUCCCUACACUUCUCUGCAGGGACACAUAUACACAGUCACAGGUACACAAGUACAUCUGCUGGGAUGUUUGCUUUUAUGGAAACUUGGUCUCACUCUAUCCACAUUGCUCUUGCCCCUUCUUUCACUUGACAUUCUACCUUGAUUCUCUGUAAGUCAUUAGAUAUGGCACUAACACUAUAUUUUUGGGUCUUUAACUUACAUGAAUAAUUUAAAUAGAUGAUAUCAAUUCAGUACACUUUAUCUGGACUUGUACAUGUUGUUGUUAGAAGCUAUCAAGUCAGUUCUGACUCACAGUGACCCUAGGCACCACAGAACAAAACUCGGCCGGUCACUGCAAUCCUAAUAAUCGUUGCUAUAUUUGAGCACACUGUUGCAGCCAUUGUAUCAAUCUCAUUGAGGGUCUUCCUCUUUUUCCCUGGACCUCUGCUUUACUAAGCAUGAUGUCCUUUUCCAGGGACUGGUCCCUCUUGAUAAGAUGUCCAAAGCCAUCCUUACUUCUAAGGAAUAUUCUGGCUUUCUCUGCUCAAGACAGAUUUAUUUGUCCAUACAUAACACCACUAAAAUGGAAACAUUAUCAUCCAUGCUUUUUAAGUCCACUCUUCCUGCAUGUUCUAACUCUCCUCCCCCUGUUCUUUCCCACAAGUGAAUCCAAGGUAAUUCAGGUUAACAAUGUGGUAAGUAGUCUCUCCUAUCCUUGCUUAAACAAGCCCACACAGACUUGCAUGUACCCUCGUCUUCUCAUUUAUACACACACAUAAACAUACACAGGUAUUCAAGCAUAUUCAAACAAUUGAUAUUGUUUAACCCAGAUGUGCUCAUUUUAUAUACACUUCUCUGCACCUUGAUUGUUUCAGUAAUACUUCCAUAAUACUUCAUAGAGAUUUCUCCCACUCAACUACUACAACUCUUUUUCAUUCUAAUGACUCCCUGUUUUAUUGAGGAUGUAGCUUUACCAUAAGUUAUCUAUCAUUCCACCAUCAAUGGACAGUCAAAGUUUCGUCAUAUUAAUAAUAACUAUCCUUUGUGUACUACAGGAUUUGUUUCUGUGGAAUAGACUCCACAGAGUGAGAUUUCCAAUUCAAAGAAUGUUAAAAGUACAGAGUCAUGGCCAUAUCUUUCCCCUAGAGGCUGCCAUAAUGCACCUCUCCAGCCACCUCUCAGGGCAUCCUUCUCCCCACAGCCCAGCCAGCUAUAGGUGGUGCUGAUUUUCAAAUUGUGCCAGUUUCACUGGCAGUUUGAUAUUUUCUGAACUUGGACUAUGUUUACUGGGCAUGUGGAUUUACUCUGAAUGAACUGUUUGAAUUCACUGCUCAUUGUUCAAGUGCAUAACUUUUAUCCUUCUGUGUAAAAUGGAAAUUGUUAUUAAGGCUUGUCAUCUCCAUUUCACAUGAUUUCCCAAAUCUAUGAUUUGUGUAUCACAUUUUUGCAAGCUUUGUGCCCCAGAACGAUCACUUGAGUCAGCACCAUUUAUUAAAUAAAUAUAAUUUUCUUGAAAUACGACCUUUGUAAGUUAUUGUGACUUCUUAACAGAUUUUGUUUCAUUGGUCGACUUGUCAGCUUCUAUGCUAUGUAAUAUCAAUUUGUUCUGUUACCCGAAGAGGUAGACACCUGUCACUAUCCUGCUUUUUCAUGUUUUACUUUGGUAAAACCGCCCUGGUUUUGCAGCGAUUAAGUGCUCAACUGCUAGUCCAAAGAAAGUGUGGCAGGUCGAACCCACCAGGUGUCCCCAAGGGAGAAAGACCUGGUGUUCUGCUCCCAUAAUGAUUACAACCUAGAAAACCCUAUGGGGCAGUCAAAUGGGAUGGCUUUGAGUCAAAAAUUGCCUCCAAGUCUCGUAACAACAGGAAUAUUCUUUGUUAUCUAUUCUUUGUUAUCUACUGUAGUAUUUGUAGCAUAUGAUUACUGUAUACAGUUCAAAAACAACUAUCUUAAUAUUCUGGCUAGAAAUGCAUUCCACUUAUAUAUUAGUUUUAAGGACCUCCAUUUAAUCGACAAGACGUUCCAUUUGAAAAUAUGGCAUAUUUUUGCAUAUAUUCAGGUUUCAUUUUAUGUACUUUAAUACACUGUUUUCCCUCAUAGAGGUCCUUUGCUGCUCUGGUUAAAACAAUGUUUUGCUAAAUAUUUUACAGUUUUGGACACAGUGUGGUACAGUCAAGUAGUAAGGGAAAGAGAACGGUCUGCCCUUCCCACCCUUGCCAAUUUUAGACCCUUAUUCUAUACUGGAGAGAAACCAUUGAUUUUGAUGCAUUUGUCUUUUAUGCAGGUAUAUAAUUAUAUCAUCAUUAUUUUAAAUAUCUCUUUUAAUACUUGUACUAGUUAUUUAAAUUUUCUAGUUUAUUCCUUCACCUAAAAACUAUGUUGAGUGAUAGCAAAAUUUUUGUCUAGUUCCAAAUUUAUCGGAAUGGGUUUAAUAUUUUUCCAUUUAUCUCACACCUGAUAAGUUUGGGGAGAAUUUGUUAUGCACCAAGAGAUAACUAAUACUCUGAGCUACUGACCUUUAUGGUAAUCUACACACGACUUGUUUCUGACAGUUAAGUACUUCCACCUGGCCUCUGUUCAGCUGGGAUUUACAUUGCUACUAGGCAGCCCAGCUCCCACUAAAACCUGAUCCUAUAGAGAAUUGUUCUUGUUAGCUGUCAUCAAGUCAUUUCUAACUCAUGACAACCCCAUGUGGGCAUAGUACAAGUGUUCAAUAGGGUUUUCAAGGCUGUGAUCCUUUAAAAGCAGAUCGUCAGGACUGUCUUCUGAGGUUCUUUUGGUUAGGUUCAAACCUCCAAACUUUCAGCUAGUAUAGAACACUUAACUGUUUGUGGCACCCAGGGACCCCCUGCAAAGGAUACAUAUUGGAUAAGCUCCAUGUUGCUGGUGCUCCCCUCAUCUCCACGUUCCUUAUUCUUUUGAUGAAAUGGGUGUCCUUCAGGACCUCCAAGAAAUGCCCACAUAUUGGAGGCUUUUAUUUCUUCUUCCAACACCCGACACAGUAGGUCUGGCAUUUCGAUUUCAUAGAAUUUGGGCCGUUGCCUUUUCCAACCUUCCAAAAGCAAUCCCACAGCAUAUUAAACCCAUUUCCAGAACCCUUGCUACGGCAAUAAAUCCUUGUCAACAAACUCUCCUUGACCCAACUUUAUAUUAAACUCCCCUUGACUCAGCACCUUCAGCACUCGUCCCUCAGCACACCCCCGUCCUGCUCACACAAGGCAGCCAGAUCUUGCAGCUCCUUCAGUGUACAGUCCCUCCCCCUCAACCACAACCAGCACUUCCCCGGUGGCUAUGCUGGUAUCUGACAGCUAAGUAUCUGGACAAAUGCAUGGGACUCUAUCUGAGGAUUCUGCAAGGGAAACUGUUGAAGGUGGAUUGGGGAGGUGGCGGGAAACCAGAACAAAGAGUAUGAACAUUCCAGAGGUUGAAAUUAAAUGAGCCCAAAUCCCAGAGCUGCACAUCCGUUGUGGACAGAAAUAGCUCCAAGAGAAGCCCUCUCUCAUAUAAAUGGGAUAGAGGGUCCAUAAAGGAGAGAGACGGGCAGGUGGGCAGGUGGGCAGACACCUGAAACUCUGGCAGAGGAGAAUCCUUCUCUCUGACCAGAGUAUGGAAGAACCAAAUAUUGUAGAGAAAGCUCCAUUACAUUUUCUCUCUCUCUGCUGUUAACUGGCACCUAGUCAAUUCUACCUCAAAGGCUGAGACUUUUCAAAAGCAGAUCACCAGGCUUGUCUUUUGAGGUGCUUCUUGACAGGUUCCAACUGCCAGCCUUUUGGCUGGUUGUCCAUCCAGUGCUUUGGCCCCAUAGGUAGAACCAGUCACUUAUGUGUACAACAGAAUGAAGAGAUUAAAGCCCCAGCAUUCCUGCCAGUGGGCCAGGAAAGCACUCCUUCAGAACUCAGACAGCAGCAGAGAAAUAAAGAGAGGAGACUGUGCAAGAAAGAGAUUCUGCAGACUUGCUAUGAAAUCCUGGUUCACCCCCCAGAUGCAUCUGCAUUGCCCUGACUCUAAGAAGCAUUAUCAAAUCCUUUAAGAGGCGCCCUAUGGGUUAGAACACCAUCAAGGUUCCAGACUGAGUGGGGCUCACAUAGAUUAGAUCUGAAUACAGCUGCAAAGCCUUCAAAAAUUGAACUUACAUUUGAACCAUAGAAUACAGAAGAUGGGACAGAACUUGGAGCCUGAACAUAACUGGGUCAAUAGACUGCUAAAAACAAAAAACAAAAAAGAAAAAAAUUCUCAUAAAAUUAAGCCAGACUUGUAGUCUUGAAAUCAUAAGACACAGAUUUUAAAAUGCUAUUCUAAUCAUUCUCCAAGAAAUAACACGGACACUUUUUAAAUAAAUGGAAAGAUAAUAGGUGCUAUUUGCAAAGGAAAAUUUUACAUGGUAAAAAUACAUGGUAGAAAUAAAAUUCAUUUGAUAGUUUCAAGAGCAGAAUGGUGAUGACUGAGAAAAAAAGAUGAGUUUAAAAUAUUUACUCUGAAAAGAGAGAAAAAAUAUGGAAAAAAAUGAACAGAGCCUCAAGAAUUAGAGAAAAAGUCUGUUUAUUUAUUAGAACUCCAGAAGAAGUGGAGAAAAUGUGUGCUGUAGGAAAACAUAUUUGAUGAAAUACUGGGCAAACACUUUCCAAAUUUGAUGAAAGACGUAAACUUACAGCUUCAGAAGGUCAGCAAACCCCAACAGGUUAAUCCUAAAGAAUUCUAUGUGAAAAUAUAUUUUUAUGCAAAUAUUGUGUUACGUGUUUUUUGCAAAUCACACACUCCCCUCCCCCCAAACCGGCAUAUUUGCAAGUAUGCUAUGCUAGUUUUUUACACCAACAUAUAAAAAAAAUAAAUAAAAUUAGGCACCAUUCUCAUAAGAGUACCCGGGAAGGGGAAGGCUCAGUUGGCAAAGAAUAUCUAUAAUGUGUGCAUUAUUUGCACAAAAAUACAGUACAUCAUAAUCAACUGCAGAAUAACAAAGAUCAACAAAAUACCCAGGAAGAAGCUAGAGAGAAAACAAUAGAUUUCACAUGGGAAAAAUAAUUUCACUGACUCUUUCUUCAUUAUCAGAAAACCACAGAGGCUGAAAUGUUGUGAAAAAACAUUUUUUCAACACUGAAAGAUCAGAAACAUUACCCCAGAUUUCUAUAUCCAAUCAUUACCUUCAGGAGUAAAGAAAAAAUAGUGCCAUUCUUAGCGAAGGAAAACUGAGAGAAUUCAUCGCCACCAGACUUCUCCCAAACGAGACUCUAAUGGAAGUGCUUCAGGAGGUAGACUUGGAAUUUCACCCGUAUUUCAGGAAAGCAGAAAACAUGGGAACUAUGUGGGUAAAUAUACUGUGUUAAUACUGUAGUCACUGCACAACAUGGCGCUGGACAUGACUCUUUGGAAAGUUUUUCCAGUCUCUUGGAAAUGCUUGGGAACAUACUCUUGACAGAAAAUCAUUACUAGAGAAUAGAAUUAAUUUUGACAAUAUCUGAAAGAUGUCUGUAGUCAAGUCUGGUGAAUAAAAUGGAAACUAAAUUUUGGGACCCAAAAUAAGGUGUGGUAACAAAAAAUGAGUCUCAAUUCCGAUGUGGCCAUGAGCUGGCUCUGAAGGCCGGCCUUCCCCAGAGAGGCGUUUCAGGCACAUUGGGAGCAAUGGCUUGUUGUUCUUGUUGCUAGGUGCUAUCGAGUGGAUUUCUGAGUCAUUGAGGCCCAGAGUGAAGGCAAUACUGUCCCAACAGGGUUUCCUGAGUUUUAAGCUUAAUGGGAGAGGAUUGCCAGAUGUUUACUCCUUUGAGCCUUUGGGUGGGUUCAAACCAUUGACCUUUCGGUUAGCAGUCAAGCACUUAAACUUUGCACCACCAGGGCUCCUUGGAAUAAUGGCAGCACCGCAGAAUUUGGUACAAACUUCCCCAUGGGCCUUCCCUGAGAAGUAACCUCUUUGCUGAAGUACCAAGUUUAGUUUUCAUACAUAGUCAUUCUGUACAAAGUCUACAUAAGAAUUAGAGUGUUUCCUUGAAUAGACAACAUUUUACAUGCCCUCCAUGAAGAAAAUGCCUCAAGGGCAAAUUUUAAGAGUAAACCAAGGCAUUUCCCAUCACUCCUUAACCUGAGAGGCUCUUCGUGAGGAUUUCCUAAACACAUGGAAAAGAACAUAGUAGACACUGCCUUCUUUUACCUCUUCCCUCCUAAACAAACUGAAACCUUUGCUAAGAUGUCAGGUGUCAAGCCCCAAACUCCUCUUCUUAUCCUGUAUGUAAGUUCUGUAAUGAGACCAGGACCCAGGCAGUAUUUCCCAUCUUCCAAAGUUUCGAGGUCCAGUGAAAUCCUGUUACAAGUCACUAGAUCAGCCCAGGAGCUGGAAGACUGAAAUUCCUGGUCCUCUGACAACUGGGAAGGGCAGGGUGGGAUUGGGCAGAGCCUCCUUGACCAUCACUUGCCCCAAGAGGCUCUGGAGGCUGCUUCAUGUUAUAAGUCAAAGGCCCUUCCAGCCCAGUCGCAUAAGAGCAGGGAAAGGCUUUUGCCAUUGAAAGAAGAAAUGGGCUCAGGAGCAGCGGGUUUGAGGCCAUUCAGCUUCUGUCAGCUUUGCGGCUUCGGACAUCUUGGCCGCUGGUCGCCUUCACAACUGGGUCUUUAUACCUCUCCACCUCUCUCUCCCUCCCAGUACCAUGGGCUGUGGCUUCUGCUAGUUUUAAUGAUUUCAAUGUUUCAGUAGCUCCUCGCCCCACUCAGAGGAGGCAGAUUUGCAGGGUGUGAGGGACAAACCCAUAGUUCUGCUUAGGUUUCCUUCAACAGAAACACUCCUGAGGUGACAAGCUGUCCUGACUGAUCCUGAGACCAAGACAGAGAAACUCAGUGAGGGGGUCAUUGGCUUCUGGAAGUGUCAGCACUCUCAGAGACAUGUCCUGGGGUCAUGCCCAAUUGCAGGAAAAAUGAAGUGGCUCUGAACCUCGGUGUGUUGAUCGUCCAGUACACAGGACCCGGAAGCCUCUGGAGGAUUCUCAGUCUUAGUCUAACCCAGCACUGGGGAAAUCCUCACAGGGUGGGAGCAGUGAUAUUCCUGGGUAUCUUUAUUCUAAAAAUCUCAGAGUAGUUGAUACAGUCUUGGGAGGUGGGAAAAGAGAAAGAUUGGGACCACAGGAGGGCGGCAAAAGAAGGAGGCUCCUAUCACUCACUCCCUCUGGGAUCUUGUUCAGGUUUUUUUGUUUUUUAAUGCAACUUGGGCUCCAGGCAGGCACUUAUUGCUAAAGUUGUAUUUCUCUGUUUUAAUUUAUGAUAUCUAAGUCAAAUCUGGAGUCUUGAGCUGAUUUUGAUAAUUCGUCUUUCGUCUGUGCAGACAAGAGUCCGCUCACACCCAUGAUGAGAGCAAAGGAAAUAAAUUCCCUAGCCUAGACCAGGGCGGGCUCUCUUGCUCCUCAAACUAAGAGUACCACACAUGGGGAGCUCUCCUAGGGCAGCGCAGGCGGUGAGUCCAGUCUGGGGCCCUGGGAAGGGGACAGGGUGGGUGCCAGGCAGUGUGGCCUCUGUGGCUUCACCUUCUCCUCCAGGAAGUGCAUCUCGAAGGCCUCCACGUUCAGAUCCUGACACUAACCACAAGUUCUCACCCUUCUGUGUCCACUGUCUGGACCCAAGUCCCCAUAUGCCUCCUCUGCCCUCCUAUCCCAUCAUAUGCGCUGUGAUCAGGCUCAGGUAUGUACCCUGGGUCUCGCCCUCUAUGGCCUUAGGGUCCCCGAGUUCUGUUGGGACCUGCCAGUCUGGCCAGUCUUAGGUGUGGGUGGGGAUGGGUGGGCUGGGACUGUCACAAAAGGCUCCUGAAGCCAGCUCUUUCCUGCUCCCCGCCAGCUUGUGGUAGGGCUGCCCAGGACCCCGCACCUCUCCCGGGUGCCCCUCUCUGAGCAUCCCUGCCGCCCUCUCCCCUAGUUCUUGAAGCGCCUUCUCUUGAUGCACAGAUGCAACUGAGCACCUCACCACACUGAACCCGGAGUUGGCUCUCAGCUAGAUUAAAGACCUGAACCUGAAAUGCACAACCUUAAAAGCACUAGAACCAAUAACUCAUUGUUGUCUAAUCCAUUCCGACUCAUAGGGACCAUAAAGGACAGAGUAGAACUGCCCUAUAGGGUUCCCAAGGAGCGCCCGGUGGACUUGAACUGCCAACCUUUUAGUUAGCAGCUGUAGCUUUUAACCACUACUCCACCAGGUUUCCUAAAACUGCUAGAUAGGUGGGAAAUGAAAAAAGAAAAAAAAGUAAAUAAAAAAAUUUUAAGAAAAAGAACAAUUACGGAAUAUGUAAAAGAAAAAAAAUAACAAAACAAAAAAACAACUACAAAAAAAAUCACAUAAUAUGAGACUGUAACCUCACAUUAUGGACUCAAGGCUGGGUUGUAUCUUUCUUUGCAAAUAAGUCUUAGAUUAGGGAAUUGGUACCAGGAGUAGAUACACACUCUCACUUCAGGAAAACGGAAAAUCUGGGAUUAAUUGACCUGGAUAAGGCGGAAAACAGUGAUAACCACAUAAUAUUUAAAGAUGAAAUCCUAACAGCCUAAAACAUGCAGUGAAAAUUUUCUAAGUAAAGUAGCAUCAGAAGAGGCCUUUAAUCACUACACAAAAUGGGUCAGUAGUUCAAGAUCUCCCUACAAAGAUGGAAUCAACUCAAUGGCCAACUGGUUUUGGGUUUGGUAGAUCACUUUCAGGCAGGUUCCAGCAAACACGCAAAAAACAGAUCAUUUCAAUCUUGUACACAGUCAUUAAAGAAGAGAAAACUAUGAGAUGCUUCCCAACUUGUUCCCUAAGGCUACUUUAAUAUUUAUACCAAAUUAGAAAAGGAAGGUGUAAAAGGAGUUACAGGACAAGCAUAGUAAGCAAUUGAGAUGCAAAAACCUACAUAAAAUGCUGGCAAAGAAAUCCAGCAAGGUAUAAAGCAGGUAAUACGCCAUGAUCAAAGGGGUUUAUUUAAAGGAUGCAAGCUUGAGUGAACAUUAAAGGUUUAACAAUUUAAUUCACCACAUGUGUAGGUUAAGGAAGAAAAGACAUAGGCUCACCUCAAGAGACGGUGAAAAGGCAGUGAUAAAAUCCAACCACACUGAGACAUAAGAACUCUGAGCAAACAUGGAACAGAAAAGGAGUUCCCGAAUGUGGAAAACUACAACUAGCAUGAUAGUUCCUGGUGAAAUAUGGGACAUUCUCUUUAAUAUUCAUUAGCAAUAAGGAUGCUUUCUCUCAUUAUUUCUAUUAAAUAUUUAACACUGGAGUACAAAAAGAAAACGUAUAACUCUUAUUAUUCAUAGAUUAUAGGAAUGUCUCCACAGAAAAAUUUAAAAACCAUAGAAAAUAUUAGAAUUAAUAUUAGUUAAUCAUAAAUACAAAGUAAAAAAUAAAGUUAAUGUCUAUGCAGCGGCAUCAAGACAACUCUGUCACAGCUCUCAGUGAAAGCAGAGGACACUGACAGGGAAACAGCGGGAUCCAGGUGGGUUAGACCACGGAGGGGAGAGCACUAUUUUACACUGGGCUGGAUUUAUAAGCACAGGUAUGUGUGUUAGUUACCUAGUGCUGCCGUAGGAAAAAAAAAGAUAACACAGUUGGGUGGCUUUAGAGAAUAAAAAUUUAUUUUCUCGCAGUUCAGGAGGCUACCUGCCUCAAUUCAGGGUAUGGCUCAUGUCUACUCUAGCUUCUAGCAGCUUCCAGCCACCCUUUGUGUUCCUGGUCUUGUAGGUGCAUCUGCUCCAUUGUCUGUCUUCCUCUCCCACUGAGUGUGUCUGCGUCUAUUCUGCUGUUUAUAUAACUCAGAAGGGACUAGGUUUAGGACCCACCCUACACUGGUAUGGCCUCAUUAAUAUAAUUUUAAAAUCCUCUAUAUCCAAAUCAGGUCACAUUUACGGGUACGGCGGUUAGGAUUUCAACAUACCUUUUGGGGUUAUACAAUUCAGUCCAUAAUAGUGCCCUCACCAGAUAUUCUGGACUGAGAAUACUAGCAUGAGCAGCUAGGAGUGGUUCUAUUUUUUUCCCGCAUUAGUUGGUUGUAACUUGUCUCAAUGGCCACUCAUAUGAACUUUGGAGCAGCUUAUUAUGAAGACCCUGGCCAACCUUUCGCACCCAUGUCCAUUGUGUGGAAAAACACACAGACUCCCAUCACUGAAGCCUUGGGAAAUUCACUGAUAAGUGUGGAAUGGAGUUGGGACCAGAAUUGUUUCGUGGCCUUGAUAACAUGGCAUAGCUGUUAGAUAUCCACAUGGAGAUGUCAGGUAAUAAUACUAACAGCUAACACUUACUGAGUACAUGCGCUGGUGCUGGGAUUCUUGUAAGGGCUUCUCCUUUCCUAAGAUAUUUGUUCUGCAUGAUAGCCCUAUGAGGAAUGUACCAUUAUAAUGCACAUUUUAUACAUGAAGAGGCCGAUACAGAGAUUUAAGCUGAUAUUUGACUAUAAGUCUGCACCCAGGAGGAGCUGAAAUGGCUGGAGGUGUAAAUCUCACGUCCUCAGCUACAGACCAAUGGCUGUGGACACACUGAGGCAUUCCAGACAGAGGGUGUCAAUAGAGAGAGAGGACUAAACACCGAGCCCUAGGGCACCCUGACGCCUACAAGCUGGCCAGGUGAACCACAGCCAACAAAGCUCUCUGAAGGUCAGUGUGGUUCCUGGAAGGUGGUCUGUCCUUUCUCUAAGCCGAAUUUCCCCACUGCCCCUCCCACCUGCACUGCCUUGUCCCCUUCGUAAUAGCAGGGACAGUGUGUAACUUUCACCACUGCCCAAGAUCCCAAGGUUACAAUAACAUUGGUAUGGAAAGCAGAAUGAUGGAGUCAGGAAGCCUGGUGGUCAUAUGCAGCCAGUUGGAAACAGAAAAGAGCAAAUAAACAAGGGGAGAAGACCAUGAGUCAGAGGAGAGGGAGAAAUGAAUAUUUCCUGAGUGCUAAGUAAGGCUGGGCGUCUGCUGGAGGCAUGUAGUUCCUCAUUUAAACUUCAGAGGGACACAAUGGGUGGAAUAGUCAUUGCUGUCCACUUUCAUCAUGCAAACGUUUUAUUUCCUUUGAUUUUAACAGUAACUUCUUAUAAAAACAAAUGAGAAAAUAGAGAAGAGUAUAAUAAAAGAAUACAUCUCAUCAAUUCAGUACUAUCAUUUUGCCUCAGCAGCUAUACAUUUUUGUUGUUGAUGUAAAUAUAACACAAACCUUUGCCAAGUGAACGAGUUGUACAGGUGUACACACUAUUAAAAGGAAUUAAUCGGUUGUGCAACCCUACCCUUAAUCAGUGUGAUUUUUCAAUCAUUGUAAACAGAAACUCAGUUUCCAUAUGCAAUAACACCCCUUUAUUCCCUCCCUCCUGCCCCUGGGAACCCUUAUAAACUUUCGUCUCUAUACAUUUGCCUGUUUUUGUAAAAGGCAUGCUUUUUAAUUUGAAAGUUGAUGACAAGCUACAAGGGUGAAUUCAUGUGGAAGCAGAAGUUAUUUGCAAUACAUACAUCCUACUACAAACUUGGUUCCAGAAUAUACAAAGGAUGAUUCAUAAAGAAAAAAAAAGAAGAAUUCAAUAGAAAGCCAAGUAAAUACUUGAACGCUCUAUAAAAGAUUUCUGUAUGGCCAGCAUACAUAUGGAAAGGGACUACAUCAGUUAUCAGAGGAAUUCUAAUAAAAACUCACAAUGUGAUCCUAACCCUGCACACCAGAAUGGCUAAAAUAAAAAAAAAAAAAAUGGAAACACCAACUAUUUGGUAGAACAUGGAGCAACUGGAAUUCUAUUCUACUGCUAGUGAAAGUGUAAUUUGGUACAACCACUUUAAAAAUGCUUUGGCCAUAUCUACUACAGCUGUGAACAUCCAUAUAUUCUAUGACCAAGCAAUUCUACUUCUAGAUACAUACCCAGUAGAAAUGGGUACAUAUGUUCACCAGAACACAUAAGUCUAACUAUUUCCUAGGGAAUGAACACCCUCCUUCUGAAUGCCUAACUUUUGUUUUUAACGGUUCUUUAGAUGAAGGUUUACUGAGCAAAGUAGCUUCUCAUUAAACAGUUAGGACAUAUAUUGUUUUACGACAUUGUUUACCAACUUCAAGAUAUGUCAAUACCCUCUCUUCUUAAACUUGGGUUCCCUAUUACCAGCUUUCCUGUCCUCUCCUGCCUUCUAGUCCUUCUUCCUGGGCUGGUAUGCCCCAGGAGUCUCAUUUUGUUUUAUGGGCCUGUCUAAUCUUUGGUUAAGGGUGAACCUCAGGAGUGACUUCAUUAUUGAGCUAAAAAAGGAUGUCUGGGGGUCAUAUUCUCAGGGUUUCUCCAGUCUCUGUCAAGCUAGCAAUUCUGGGUUUUGCUUUUUUUUUUUGAAUUAGGAUUUUGUUCUACAUUUUUCUCCAGUCCUGUCCUGAAUGCCUCACUUAAAAAGCACUAUUCUCGUCUGUUCUAAGGUGAUGGCCAUAUAUAAUGAUAAGCUUAUAAAGAAAAGUCUAGAGCUUUCUGUGAAAUGCAGCAGCAAAUCUCUAGAGGCUCAUGUUCUUAUAGCUUCUGUUCCCUCUGGAGCUACUGCUUCUGUCUGUCCUUCUGCUGGGCUGCACCACAUGGAACCAGUUAUAAAAUUCAACUUCAUCUUAUAAAUUCACAGGAGUCCUACUCACACAAAAUUUUUAUUGGCUAUGAGAACAGCUGUGUAGAAAAGGUAUCGAAGGGAUUUCUAUUCCAGCAAAGCAAAACCUUAAAAUGAAAUGGCUGGAAAUGGCGGGCCUCCUUCUGUAAAAAUGUUUUUCCAUAUGGAAUAUGGGAAAAUGCAGUUAAGAUAUGGCUUAUGCAAAAAGGCAAAAAGGAGUGCUUGCAGCAAUUUGGUAAUCAUUUAGAUCACCUGUAAAAAUAUUUUCAUCCUUUUUCUCACAGCUUUCAGGAAACGAAAUUCCAAAAGGAUCACAUAUUCAAAAGUAAAAUAUGCCACCAUAGAAAUUUCAGAAGAAACUAUGAGAGAUUUUGUUUUGCUUUUUAUUGGUAAAAGAGAAAGAUUUUCUAAAAAUCCCAAAGCUGUGAAGGUUAAAACUGGUAAGAUACAGAUAUAGAUGUUAGGCAUAUCAAAAACUAUAUGAAGAAAGCAAAAAUACAGGUAAAAAUCUGAAGAAAAAUUCAUAGGCUAAGGAUUUCAAUAGACAUUUCUCCAAAGAAGGUAUAGAAAUGGUCAAUAAUCACAUGAAAAGAAGCUCAACCUCAUUAGUCAUUAGGGAAAUGCGAAUCAAAACCAAAACGCACUAUUAUUUCAAAACCACUAAGAUGGCUCAAAUCAAUAGGAUGGACAACACAAGUGGUGAG